CCUUGUGACGGAACCGGAAAACUUCACCUUUGACCUAUGACGGUACAGAAGUUUCGGAGCGCGUCUGUGGUGUUAGACUGUUACUAUUAGUGAACAGUUGCGAACGGUGUUACUGUGAAGGAUGACAAAACCGCUGCUCAGAUAAACCGCGCGCUUUCAACAAGACAUUUUAUCACGAGCUGAAAGAUGAUGGAGUUGAGCUCAGCGCUCGGUACAGAAGGCUGGUACCUGACAGAUGAAGGAAUCGAGGAGUGCAAAGGCUCUUCAGAGAAAGAAAAGGCAGUAGUCAAUGAUGUCAUCAAUGUAGCAUUAAAUACUGACCUGAGAUCUAUUGGAAAAGGUUUUCUACCUGCUGAUAUCAACAGUGGCAGAGUAGAUGAGUUGAAGGGCCCGUGUGUCCUUCAGGUGCUUAAGAUACGCAAUGUCACUGCCCCAAAAGAACAUGAGGAGUCCCAGGCUGCUCCCAGAAUGCUCCGCCUCCAAAUGACUGACGGACAGACCACGUGCGCAGGGCUGGAGUUUAAACAUCUGUCAAAAAUUAGUUUGAACACUCCACCUGGAACCAAAUUGAAACUCCUGGGCACAGUGCCGGUGAAAAACGGCUUUCUGCUGUUAGAUGAUUGCAAGAUCGCAGUCCUCGGGGGGGAAGUGGAUCACCUGAUUGAGAAAUGGGAGCUGCAAAGGAGUCUGGCAAAGCACAGCAGAACUAAUAUAGGGGCGGAGGGCGGCCCACCUCCGUUUUUGCCCUUCGGUCAGAAAUGUCUGCGUAAGGACGAGGUGGACAGUAAAACCCUGGACCAGAAGAAAACCCUACAAAGCAGCAAUGUUUCCAAAACUGCAAACGAAAACGAUGAGUUUGAGAAGCAGAGGAUCGCUGCUAUUGCUGAAGUAGCCAAAAGCAAAGAGACACGAACGUUUGGUGGUGGAGGCAUUGCAGGGAGCAACCUUGCCAAUCCGGGUACAACUUCCAAGAACCGAGACACUUACCCGAGAAAAAGAGAGGAGCGAGAUAAAAGUGGAACUGAGAGCAAGCCUGAGGGAGUGUAUCGAGAGCUGGUGGAUGAGCGUGCUCUAAGGGACAUUAUGGAGAUGGGUUUCAGUAAAGAGGCAGCCAGGCAGGCACUGUUCGACAACAAUAAUAAUGUAGAGGCAGCACUUAACUCCCUGCUUGCAGGAGCCAACGAGGGCAAAGCAGCACCCGUGGAGCAGAAUCGCCCACCACCCAGAGGCAAAGGCAGAGGGCGAGGAAGAUCCAGACAGGAUGAUCACGAGGAUGGAGGAGCAAGACCCUCGGGGCCUAGCACUCUCUUCGACUUCCUGGAGUCUAAAAUGGGAGCAUUCUCUAUUGAUGAGACAAAAAAACAUCCACCACAGAGAGCGCAGGAGCAUCCAAGCAGGACAAGUAUCCAAAAUCCUGAUCAUGUCGCACGAGAAGCCCCUCAGAUCAGGCACCCUAGUCGAAAUGAGGGAAGGGCACAGAGGAACGACCGACCCCCACGCUUCCAGAGAGAUACAGAUUUUCCGAAACCCAGCCCUGCUGAACUGUCAGUCCCCUCACAGCCACAGAGAUGGAACGAUGGUGAGAAAAGAGGGAAAGGAGGAGUAGAUCAGCGGAAAGAUGAAAGGCGAGAUGCUAAGGGCGGAACCGUGAACUCUACCUCUGCAGGUAACCAGAGGUCAAAAGGUCAACAGGGUCAGUCUGCAAACUUUUACCAGGGUUCAAAACGGGACCGGGUUGUAAGAGAGCUGGACCAUGAAGGCGUAUUUGAUCAGUCUAAAAGGAACCAAGCAAACGGCCCACUGGGACCCAAACCAUUAGAAUCGCCUUUGAUGGACAGACCUGAACCCCACAGCAAGAGGAAAGGUAGGCCAGACAGGCCUAACUCUGCCCACUUUGACACAACAGGCAACUGGAACUCUGUCCAUGUUCCUGGGUCGAAGGACUCUACAACUACACAGGAAGGGGGGCAAACACACACCGUUAAAGGUGCCGGGAAUCUCAACACGCUUAUCCAGAAUGGAGAUUCAGAGCCCAGACGCACGGGUCCCAUCAAACCACAGACAUCAGGCCAACCUUAUAAGAACAACAGUUUUUACAACUCCGCCCCCAAGAAGAGAUCAGGACCAAUCAAAGGGCACAGAGGGUCAGAGAUGGGAUAUCAAGUGGAGAGUGGCAACCAUAGAAACUGGAAAUCCGGUGACCAGUGCUUUGCACUUUACUGGGAGGACAACAAGUUCUACCGGGCUGUGAUUGAUGCGGUGCAUCCCUCAGGCUCUACAGCCGUGGUUGUGUUCAGUGACUACGGCAACUGUGAGGAGGUCUUGCUUCAAAAUAUCAAACCUUUACAUGCGGACACAUGGGAUGAGGAUGACAUUUACUAUGAGACCUCUCUGGAAUUUCGGCGGGGAGGAGACGGCCAGCCCAGACGCACUCGACCUACACAGCAGUAUUAUCAGCCUCCGAGAGCAAGAGACUGAUGUUUGGCACUUAAAGGGACACGGGGGAAAUAAACAACCUGAUCUCAUUCGAAACUAUGGCUUGAGAUAAAUCGACCGGAACACACUGGCGGAAGACGAACUCCGUCCUCUCUCUGUCUCUAUCUCUGUGAAGUGUAGAAGAAGAGAGCUGAAAGGGCUUGCUGCACUAGCUGCAUCCAUACACACACACACACACACACACACACACACACACACACACACACACACACACACACACACACACACACACAUACACACACACACACGUGUGUUAAUGUGAUAAUGCAAAAGGCUGCUGUAUGUGUUGACGAUUAUUAUCGUUCAUGGUUAUAUUAUAAAAACGAUGCAACCUUA
Molecule: messenger RNA, 2832 nt
Organism: Silurus meridionalis
Lineage: Eukaryota; Metazoa; Chordata; Actinopteri; Siluriformes; Siluridae
Gene: tdrd3
Product: tudor domain containing 3
Exons: 14
Coding region: 187-2478 (763 amino acids)
Cellular component (GO): nucleus
Molecular function (GO): ubiquitin binding
Source: RefSeq, a predicted model, not a curated record